Molecule: messenger RNA, 2878 nt
Organism: Temnothorax curvispinosus
Lineage: Eukaryota; Metazoa; Arthropoda; Insecta; Hymenoptera; Formicidae
Product: fatty acyl-CoA reductase wat-like
Exons: 10
Coding region: 130-1626 (498 amino acids)
Biological process (GO): long-chain fatty-acyl-CoA metabolic process
Cellular component (GO): peroxisome
Molecular function (GO): alcohol-forming very long-chain fatty acyl-CoA reductase (NADP+) activity
Source: RefSeq, a predicted model, not a curated record
CCUUUUACAACCGUCAGUCUUCGAAGCAACAUCAAGUCAAACGGACAUUCGAUCUAGAAAGUUAGGAAAUUGAGUGGUAUCUAUUUGUGUGUGUUAAUCUCUAUAUUAACUUCACACAUUGAAUAAAACAUGGAAAUUGAAGCACACAGAACACCAAUACAAAGCUUUUACGCCGGACAAUCAAUAUUUAUUACAGGCGGUAUUGGUUUUGUUGGAAAAUUUUUGACUGAGAAACUGUUACGAAGUUGCCCCGAUAUUUCAACGAUAUAUCUGCUAAUACGUCCGAAAAGAGACAAAUGUCCCAAAAGCCGACUGGAUGAAAUGUUUGAGAAACCUCUUUUUGACCGAGUAAAAAAAGAAGUACCGAAUUUCCGUAAAAAAAUCGUGCCGAUAAUAGGUGAUCUUGAUAUAGAAGACAUCGGAUUGUCAGAAAAUGACAAGAACAUAUUGAUAAAUCAGGUAUCUAUAAUUUUUCACAUAGCAGCAAAUAUACGGUUCAACAAUAGCAUCAAAACUUCUACGAUGAUAAACGUUAAUGCCACCGCCACCAUCUUAAAACUUGCAAAGCACAUGCCAAAUUUAAAAUCACUUAUUCACGUGUCAACAAUUUAUGCAAACUGCCAUGUGAAACAUAUCGAAGAGCGAUUCUACUCGUAUCCUAUUAAUCACAAAGACCUUAUCUUAUUUACACGAAACUUAGACGAAAACGUAAUUGAGGAAAAAAUAUCUAGAAUCAUUUCACGAUGGCCGAAUACAUAUUCAUUCACGAAAGCUAUUGCGGAAGGACUUCUCAGAGACGAGAGCGGAGAUUUGCCAGUAGGAAUAUUUCGACCUGCAAUAGUUAUAUCUAGCGCCAAUGAACCACUUGUUGGAUGGAUGGACAAUAUGUAUGGACCACUAGGUGUUAUGGUACCUGCGCUACUUGGUAUCAGAAGAUUUAUUCGUUGUAAUCUCGAUUUAAAGGCAAAUUUAGUGCCCGUCGACUUCACGGUAAAUGCUUUAAUCGCUAGUGCGUGGGACGUCUCUAAUCAAUUCAGGAGUGGCAAGGAUACAUUAAUUUAUAAUUUUGUGUCACCAAUCGAUGGACCUACUUGGAAUAAAUACAUUUCUACACUUUUCGACACAAAUAAGAUGUACCCUUUGCGUAAAGCCAUAUAUUUCCCCUUCUUGGUUUCCUUUCAACGUAAAAUACCAUAUAGAAUUUGCGUUUGGCUCGGUCAUUUCCUUCCGGCUUUACUUAUGGAUAUUGUAAACAUCUGUAUAGAUCGUAGACCAAGAAUGUGGAAGUUAUGUAAGAAGAUCGACAUAUAUUCCGACGCGAUCCAACUUUUUUGCAAUAAUGAAUGGAGUCAUUCCACUGAUAAUGUUCAAGCGAUGUGGAGUCAUCUCAAUGAAGAAGAUCAGCAAUUAUUUAAUUUCAGCAUGGUUGGAUUUGACUGGACAAAAUAUAUAAUUGAUCAUUAUAUGGGCAUACGUCUCUAUCUGCUAAAUGACGAUGACAGUACUUUGGAAAUCAGUCGUAUCAAGCAUAAGAGAUUUUAUUGGAUCCACCAAACGCUCAAAAUUGUUUCGAUCUUUGUAGUCCUUUGGAUUGUCUGGAUGGUAUUUACAAUUAUAUGUACAUAACUUUUACAUAUUCGUUUUAUAUGUAUGUUUCAUAUGUAUCUCUCUUUCAUUUUCCUUUAUAUUAAAUAUUUACUUUAGAAAACUUCUUUCUAAUGUCGUACACGGUGUGUUCGGAAAGUAAUGAAAACGACUUUUUUACGCUCCCCAGAAGGGUUGCAUGAGAAAAAUGGGGGGUCGAGGUAGUUGAGGGGAAAUCUCAGGUCGGACCCUUCUCAGUUGAGCUUUUCGAAGGUCACCCAGAGCGCUGUUCAUUCUGAACGGCUUUCCUUCCAUAUGACAAGCAGCUUCCCCAUACGUUGUCUUCAAAAUUUCUAACGUUUCUGAGAAGCUGUUUGUCCAUGUUUUACGCAAAAUUUAAUUGCGUAACGCUGCUCGACGCUCCUCUAUAUUUUUGUCCGACAAGAGUAAAAAACAAGAGUGCACUUCUGUAACGUAUCGACCUGACCGUUCGAAAGGCUCGGGCCUCAACUGAGAAGGAUCCGAUCGUAUACCUGAGAUUCCCCCUCAACAACCUCGACCAUCAUUUUCCUCACACAAUCUUCCUGGGAAGCGUAAAAAUCAUUCUCAUUACUUUUCGGACAUUCCAUCAUGUAUAUCUUACCAAAUGUAUAACUGAAAGUAACUUUUAGACAGAUUUAGUUGUCGUCAACUAUUUGCUAAAAGGUUGUUAACAAAUAAAUAAAGAAUUUAAUCACAAUAUACAAUAAAAUUAGAAUAAAAUGCCAUUUACGAUCAGAGUUUGGAUCUUAGUAGCCUAGUUAAUAUUAUUUCUGUGUUUAUAUAUGUAUAUAUAUGUAUAAAUGGCAUUUUAUUCUAAUUUGAUUAACAAAUAAAGUUAACAAUGGAUAUUGAAUACAAUAUAAUCUCAAAUCUAUUAAAUAUAGAUUCUAUAUUAUAUAAUGUACAGUUAUUGGGAAAUAAAUGCACUUAUACAGUUGAAAAAUGUUUCUCAAAUAUAAACGUGCAAGCCUAAUAAUAUUGUUCCACCUGUGAGCGAACCGGUAAUUAUACAGUACCUAGUAAUAACGAGUUGCCUAAUUGUCGUAAGAAAUUCGACCCUAGCAACUAAAACCUCAGCUAGCAUUCCAUCCGAAACCUGGUUGCUCGGACUCUAACCGAUGCAACCCAACCCUGAAACCAAAAAGCGCUGACAAGAACGUUACGAAUCUAACUCAGGAACAAUCGGACGCACUCGCUAUGUUAUGAGAGAUUUGUAAAAACACUGCACGAAUAAACAUGUUUGUUUUAAGAA